AAGGAAGACGAGGUGGCACCUUCUAAGCAGAGCACUUGUAUACAUAUAUACAAAGACCAAAGAGUUCACAGUGGAGAAAGGCCUUGUGAGUACAGCAACUAUGGGAAAUUAUUUCACCAAAACACUACACUCCAUAUUCAUGAGAGAUUUCAUACUGGACAAAAGCUUCAUGCAUGCAGUGAGUGUGAAAAAUCAUUUCACCAAAGCUCUUUACUCUUGCAGCAUCAGACACUUCGUACUAAAGAAAGGCCUUAUGAAUGUACUGAAUGUGGGAAAGCCUUUGCUGAAAAGUCCAGUCUCACAAACCACAGGAAAGUUCACUCUGGAGCAAAGCCUUAUGAAUGCAAUGAAUGUGGGAAGUCCUUUGCUUAUACAUCUAGUCUCACUAAACACAGGAGAGUUCACACUGGAGAGAGGCCUUAUGUGUGCAGUGAAUGUGGAGCAUCCUUUGCUGAAAACUCCAGUCUUGUUAAACACUUGAGAGUUCACACUGGAGAAAGGCCUUAUGAAUGCAGUGAGUGUGGAAAAUCAUUUCGCCGAAGCUCUGCACUCUUGCAGCAUCACAGAGUUCACACUAGAGAAAGGCCUUAUAAAUGUAGUGAAUGUGGGAAAUCCUUUAGCUUAAGGUCCAACCUCAUUCACCAUGAGCGAGUUCAUACUGGAGAAAGGCAUGAGUGUGGGCAGUGUGGGAAAUCCUUUAGCCGAAGAUCUAGUCUUAUUACACAUCUGAGAGUUCACACUGGAGAAAGGCCUUAUGAGUGCAGUGAAUGUAAGAAAUCCUUUGCUGAAAACUCCAGCCUUAUUAAACACUUGAGAGUUCACACUGGAGAAAGGCCAUAUGAAUGCAUUGAUUGUGGAAAAUUAUUUCGCCACAGUUCUUCGUUCCGUCGCCAUCAGAGAGUUCAUACUGGAAUAAGGCCUUAUAAGUGAAGAAAACUUGGGAAAUUCUCUUGCUCAGUCAUUGGGAUCCUUCUGGGCCAGAGAGUUCACUCCGGAUCAAGGCCUUAUGUGUGUGACAAAUGGGGAAUAUUCUUUAGCUAGAGCUCUAGCUUCUUUACAUAAAAGAGUGUUCCCACUGAAUAAGUGCCUUUUGAGUGCAAUGAAUGUGAGAAAGCCUUCAGCCCUCUCUCAUUGGUUACCAGAAUAUUUACAUGAGGAAAAUACCAUAGAUGUGGAGGCCAUAUUAUUUUUUCUUCAGUAUAACACUGGAGGAGAUCCCUUAUGAGGAUGCUGUCUGCCUAAAUUGAAUGUCAUACAUGAAAUAGCUGCAUACAUUCCAUACAUAGCUGCAUGAAAUAGCUGCAUAUGUGGGAACUGCAUAGCAUUUUUCAACCUGCCCAGGUCUUUUGCCAGACUUCUGUGACUGACAGUUUUCUUGCAAAAAGCAUUUCACCUUUACCCCUUGACAGGUGGCCAUAGUAAAUCAUCCUCCUACCUCAUCAUGAUCCAGAAGUAACUUUGAUUUUCUUUCAUUCACCAGAGGGGUUUUUUAGUAUCCUUAGCACUCAUUCCAUUCUCAUUUCUUUCUAUCCAAUGAGUUAGGCCAUGAACCUGACUCAUUUUUGGCGCAGAGGACUCUUCUGGUGACUUAAAAAGAUAGACUACUUUUUCAGGGAUCUUUUGUAUCUCACAGGAUUCUUAAGAUGGAAUUUUCCAGCUCACCAGUCACGAAUCUGAGACAACCUGCCGCCUAUUGCCCUGGUUUGUGUUAUAAUAAAGGCCCUGUUGCUUAAGACACCUUCAGUCUUCGCAGGAGGCAAUAGAAGCUCCAA
Messenger RNA from Cebus imitator (Panamanian white-faced capuchin), 1772 nucleotides. It is a transcript of the gene ZNF586, whose product is annotated as zinc finger protein 586. Lineage: Eukaryota; Metazoa; Chordata; Mammalia; Primates; Cebidae. The transcript has a single exon. The record is from RefSeq and is a predicted model, not a curated record. The annotation marks the transcript as partial.